UGCGCGCUCCGGCAGGCUCAGCGGCGGUAGCGGCGGUGGCGGCGGUGGCGGCGGCUGGGACUGGCGCGCGUAGGGCCGGCGCACCGGCAGCAGGUGGGCGCGGUGCGGGCCGGCGGCGGCGGCGGCGGCGGCGGCAGUGGGCCUGGAGGCUGUCGGGCGGCGCUCGGUUCGGGCACAACCGGCCUUGCGGAGCACCAUGGACUUCAACAUGAAGAAGCUGGCAUCAGACGCGGGCAUCUUCUUCACCCGGGCCGUGCAGUUCACAGAGGAGAAAUUUGGCCAGGCCGAGAAGACUGAGCUUGAUGCCCACUUCGAGAACCUUCUGGCCCGGGCGGACAGCACCAAGAACUGGACAGAGAAAAUCCUGAGGCAGACAGAGGUGCUGCUGCAGCCCAACCCCAGUGCCCGAGUGGAGGAGUUCCUGUAUGAGAAGCUGGACAGGAAGGUGCCCUCACGGGUCACCAACGGGGAGCUGCUGGCUCAGUACAUGGCAGAGGCGGCCAGCGAGCUGGGGCCCACCACUCCUUACGGGAAGACGCUGAUCAAGGUGGCAGAAGCGGAAAAGCGCCUGGGAGCCGCGGAGAGGGACUUUAUCCACACGGCCUCCAUCAAUUUCCUCACGCCCCUGCGCAACUUCCUGGAAGGGGACUGGAAGACCAUUUCGAAGGAGAGGCGGCUCCUCCAGAACCGGCGUCUGGACUUGGAUGCCUGCAAGGCGCGGCUGAAGAAGGCCAAGGCCGCGGAAGCCAAAGCCACGACGGUGCCUGACUUUCAGGAGACUAGACCGCGUAAUUACAUUCUCUCGGCCAGCGCCUCGGCGCUCUGGAACGACGAGGUGGACAAGGCCGAGCAGGAGCUCCGAGUGGCCCAGACAGAGUUUGACCGGCAGGCCGAAGUGACCCGUCUCCUGCUGGAGGGCAUCAGUAGCACUCACGUGAACCACCUUCGCUGCCUCCACGAGUUCGUCGAGUCUCAGACAACUUACUAUGCCCAGUGCUACCGCCACAUGCUGGACCUACAGAAGCAGCUGGGCAGAUUUCCAGGCACCUUCGUGGGCACCACCGAGCCCGCCUCCCCGCCCCUCAGCAGCACCUCGCCCACCACCACGGCUGCCACCAUGCCCGUGGGGCCCUCGGGGGCUGGCCUGGCCCCUCCCGGGGAGGCCGCUCUCCGCCUGGAAGAGGUGGCUCCUCCCGCCAGCGGCACCCGGAAGGCCCGGGUGCUCUACGACUACGAGGCGGCCGACAGCAGUGAGCUGGCCCUGCUGGCUGACGAGCUCAUCACUGUCUACAGCCUGCCCGGCAUGGACCCCGACUGGCUCAUUGGCGAGAGAGGCAACAAGAAGGGCAAGGUCCCUGUCACCUACUUGGAACUGCUCAGCUAAGCGGGCCUCCUCCCGAGCCUGCCCUUUCUGGCCUGGGCAGGAGAGGACGGGUGCGACCCCGCCACUUGUCUCGUCUGUUGGUGACCCAGCUGCUCAGGGUGGGGAGAGCAACCCCACCCCGUCCCGCCCCCGGGCGUCUGGCUGCGAGGGGCCCCGGAGGCUGAAUGAUCCCGGCCCCUCCCCCAGCCCUGCUUCUGACCUGGUUCCAGAGCCUCCCCCAACCUGCCUGCGUCCCUGAGCGCCCCAGCCCGGCCGGCUCCUGCUGAGGAGAGGGUGCUGGCUGCAGCAGCGGCGGCCCUCAGCUCCCAGGCCCCCGGGGCUCCGUGCGGACGGACGGCCUGAGGAAGCCAUGGGGUGCGGGCUUGGCAAGACAGCGCCUGCCUUUUAGUUGCCAAAAGCAGCCGAGGGGGAAAGGCAGGCAGGUAGGUCUAUGCGCGGCAGGCCCGGGGAGCGGGUGCUGUCCCCUCUGGCUGAGCCCUGGCAGAGGGGAGCCCGGCUGGAGAGGCGGGGCUGGGCCACAGCGGCAUCUCCCCGGUGCUACCCUCCCCGCCCAGCGCGAGCCAAGUGUGGCGGCUGCAGCCUGCCCCUCUCUGCACUCACUUUUUAACUGAUCUUUUUACUCUGCUGUCUGCUUGCUCUCUAGCCAGUGACGCAUAAUAAACCAUCCUUCGUGUGCA
This is a messenger RNA of Phacochoerus africanus (Common warthog), 2061 nucleotides long. RefSeq names its product SH3 domain containing GRB2 like, endophilin B2 (gene SH3GLB2). The transcript is spliced from 11 exons. Gene Ontology annotation, molecular function: protein binding. Gene Ontology annotation, cellular component: cytoplasm; membrane. The record is from RefSeq and is a predicted model, not a curated record. Bases 197 to 1384 code for a protein of 395 amino acids. Gene Ontology annotation, biological process: membrane organization. Lineage: Eukaryota; Metazoa; Chordata; Mammalia; Artiodactyla; Suidae.